AUGGCAUCCACAAUCCCUGUGCAGCAACAAGUCAAAGAGGGUCAACAGCGUUUGAUCGGUGACUCAUUCAUUCGACCCCAUUUGAAGAAUUUGUCUCCUUAUCAGUCGAUUUUGUCAUUUGAGAUAUUAUCUCUCACAUGUUUUAAGGCAAAGGGAAUGGUUUAUGCAAAUAAUCCAGAUGGGAGUAUAAUCAGUGACGAGAUUCUCUUGAAAGUCCUUGAGCUUCCUAUAUUGGUGGUGCUGGAUGAGGCAUAUAUUGAGUUUUCAGGUCUCGAAUCGAGGUUGCAAUGGGUAAAAAAGUAUGAGAAUUUAAUUGUUCUUCGGACAUUUAGCAAACGAGUUGGUAUGCAAAUGGUCCGCGUUGGGUAUGGAGCAUUUCCAUUGACCAUCAUUGAAUAUCUUUGGCGAGCAAAGCAACCAUAUAAUGUGUCUGUUGCUGCUGAAGUUUCUGCUUGCGCAGCAUUGGAGAACCCCACCUAUCUCGAGAUGGUGAAAGAAGCUUUGCUACAAGAAAGGGAGAGGCUUUAUAACCUUGUAAAGGAGCUGCCGUUUCUCAACCCAUAUCCAAGCUAUUCCAAUUUCAUUCUUUGUGAGGUUACAUCAGGAAUGGAUGCUAAGAAGCUGAAGGAGGACCUUGCAAAAAUGGGUGUGAUGAUUCGUCAUUACAACAACAAAGAGUUGAGUGGUUAUGUUCGCAUAUCUGUCGGGAAGCCGGAGCACACUGAUGUCUUGAUUGAUUGCCUCAAACGAUUGUCUUAGUGCAGUACCUCUAUUAGGCAUGAUUUACUACUUCUGCAACUCCUUUCUUUCUUUUUUUCUUUUUUUUUAUGACAAGGAAUGG
Messenger RNA from Prunus dulcis (almond), 841 nucleotides. RefSeq names its product histidinol-phosphate aminotransferase, chloroplastic-like. Gene Ontology annotation, biological process: biosynthetic process. The transcript has 6 exons. Lineage: Eukaryota; Viridiplantae; Streptophyta; Magnoliopsida; Rosales; Rosaceae. The coding region runs from base 1 to 759 and encodes 252 amino acids. Gene Ontology annotation, molecular function: pyridoxal phosphate binding. The record is from RefSeq and is a predicted model, not a curated record.